AUGGGGGCGCCGAAGCAGAAGUGGACGGCGGAGGAGGAGGCGGCGCUCAAGGCCGGGAUAGGCAAGCACGGGGCCGGGAAAUGGCGCACCAUACUCAAGGACCCCGAGUUCAGCAACAUCCUGCGCUACCGAUCCAACGUUGACCUCAAGGACAAGUGGCGGAACAUGAAUGUCACCGUGAACGCGUCGGGCACUCGCGACAAAGUGAGGACGACGACGACGACGACGCCGCCCACGGCUAAGAAGCCGAGGUCUGCUCCGAAGCAGGAAACCCACUCGACGGCGAUCACCACCAUCACCUCUGACGGUGAUGAUGACGUCGUCGACGUGAAGCCUAUCAUAAAGCCUAUUGUGACGUUUACUACAGGUUCAGGGAAUAAAUCGCUAUCCAGGCUAGAAAAUAUCAUACUGGAGGCCGUGAAGACCUUGAAUGAGCCUACAGGGUCAUACAAAACAGCCGUUGCUAAUUACAUAGAGGAACAAUACUGGCCACCUGCUGAUUUUGAUCAUGUACUGUCUGCAAAACUGAAUGAGUUGACAUCAUCUGGGAAAUUGAUGAAGGUGAAUCGGAAGUACAGGAUAGCCCCUAGCUCAUCUUUUUUAGAAGGGCGAAGCUCCAAAAUGCUGCUGCUUGAUGAUAUAAAAAAGGAGCCAAUCAAGGUAGAGAAGGUAGAGAGGGAUGGCUUUACCGCCCACACUAAAUCUCAGGUAGAUGCCGAACUUGCACGGAUGAGAAACAUGAGCGCAGAAGAGGCUGCAGCUGCAGCAGCUCGUGCGGUUGCUGAGGCAGACGCUAUCAUGGCGGAAGCUGAAGCCGCAGUGAGGGAAGCGGAGGCUGCAGAAGCUGAUGCUGUAGCUGCACAAGCCUUUGCGGAAGCAGCAAUGUUGACAUUAAAAAACAGGAGUUCAGCAAAAUUGGUAAUUCUUCUAAGUACUUAG
Messenger RNA from Triticum turgidum subsp. durum (durum wheat), 939 nucleotides. The record is from the annotation of a GenBank genome assembly. NCBI's taxonomy places the organism in Eukaryota, Viridiplantae, Streptophyta, Magnoliopsida, Poales, Poaceae.